Molecule: messenger RNA, 10386 nt
Organism: Limanda limanda (common dab)
Lineage: Eukaryota; Metazoa; Chordata; Actinopteri; Pleuronectiformes; Pleuronectidae
Product: laminin subunit alpha-5-like
Biological process (GO): axon guidance; regulation of cell migration; regulation of cell adhesion
Cellular component (GO): basement membrane
Molecular function (GO): extracellular matrix structural constituent; signaling receptor binding
Source: RefSeq, a predicted model, not a curated record
AUGGAGGAGUCCGGUGUAUCGGGGGCGUCGUCCAUCUUCAUUUACGCUGACCCUCGUUUCACAGAAGACAUGAACCCACCUGUGCUCCUGGUUCCUGCUCAGCUGACAGGUGGGAUGAUGGCGAGCUGCGUCCCGCUGCUGCUGCUGGUUCUCUGGCGGCUCUGCGGAUCCCAGCAGAUCCAGAACCCCCAACAGGUCCAGAGCUCCGGGCUGAACGGGUUCAGUCUGCACCCCCCCUACUUCAACCUGGCCGAGGGCACGAAGAUCACCGCCAGCGCGACCUGCGGAGAGGACGAGUCCGGCAGGUCGCUGCGGGACCUGUACUGCAAACUGGUGGGAGGCCCAGUGUCCGGGGACCCGAGCCAGACCAUCCAGGGCCAGUACUGUGACAUCUGCAGCCAGGGGGAGAGCGACCGGGCUCGACCCAUCACCAACGCCAUCGACGGCACGGAGCGCUGGUGGCAGAGCCCGCCUCUGUCCCGCAGCACCGAGUUCAACGAGGUCAACGUCACGCUGAACCUGGGACAGCUCUACCACGUGGCCUACGUGCUGAUCAAGUUCGCCAACUCCCCCCGACCCGACCUGUGGGUCCUGGAGCGCUCGGUGGACUUCGGUCAGACCUACCAGCCCUGGCAGUACUUCGCCUCCUCUAAGAGAGACUGUAUCGAGCGUUUCGGACAGAGAACCAUCGAAAGAAUCAGCAAUGAUGACGACAUCGUCUGCACAACCGAAUACUCACGGAUCGUCCCGCUGGAAAACGGAGAGAUCGUGGUGUCCUUGGUGAACGGUCGCCCGGGCGCCAUGAACUUCUCCUACUCCCCGGUGCUGAGGGAGUUCACCAAGGCCACCAACAUCCGCCUCCGCUUCCUGAGAACCAACACGCUGCUGGGACACCUGAUGGGCAAAGCGCUCCGCGACCCCACCGUCACUCGCAGGUAUUAUUACAGUAUCAAGGACAUCAGCAUCGGAGGCCGCUGUGUGUGUAACGGACAUGCUGAGUCAUGCAACGCUCAGGACCCCAGCGACCCCUACAGGUUACUGUGCGACUGUCAGCAUAACACCUGUGGUGUGUCUUGUGGCCAGUGUUGCCCCGGAUACAGCCAGUUACCAUGGAAACCAGCCACGACCUACAGCGCCAACGAGUGUGAACCCUGUAACUGUCACCGUCACUCCUUCGACUGUGUGUACGACCCCGAGGUCGAUCAGAGGAGGGGCAGCAUCGACAUCCACGGACACCACCGAGGGGGCGGAGUCUGCCUCAACUGUCAGCAUCACACCACCGGAGUGAACUGUGAGCGCUGCACCCCCACCUACUACAGGUCAGCUGACCACAGCAUGGACUCGCCCCUGGCCUGCUCACCCUGUGACUGUCGCUCAGAGUUCACAGAUGGAACCUGUGAGGAUCUGACCGGACGCUGCUUCUGUAAACCAAACUUCAGUGGAGUGAACUGUGACUCGUGCGCCGGCGGCUUCCUCAACUUUCCAGAUUGUUACCCCGCGCCCACGUAUCCCAGCAACAACAACAACGGUGAAGCCAAACCAGCCGGAGAGAUCAUCAACUGUGAGUGCAGCGCCGCCGGCACCGUGGACAACUCCUGCCGCCCGGACCCCCGGACUCGAACCUGCGUCUGCAAGCCCGGGUUCACUGGUGACCACUGUGACACGUGCGCUCCGGGGUUCCAUGGACUCAACUGUCAGGCCUGUCAGUGUUCAGGUCACGGAUGUCUGGAGGGGUCCUGUGACCUGGUGACGGGUCACGUUGUGUGUCGGAGUGGUUUCCAGGGCAACCAGUGUGACCAGUGUGCACCAGGAUACUUCACCUACCCGCUCUGCCAACUGUGUGGCUGCAGCCCGGUGGGCUCCCUCCCUGACGGGUGCGAUGCCUCCGGUCACUGUUUGUGUAAACCAGAGUUCCAGGGACCUCGAUGUGAACAGUGCAGAUCUGGAUUCCACUCCUACCCCAACUGCCAAGAAUGCACCUGUGACCCCCGCACCUCGCUGGACGCCGGCUGCACGGCCUCCGGUCACUGUCACUGUCGACCCAACUUCAGCGGCGCCGCCUGCGAGCAGUGUGCUCCCGGUUACCAUGGUUACCCAACCUGCACCCCCUGUCAGUGCUCUGCUGAGGGAUCUCGUUACAGCAGCUGUGACCAGGUGACGGGUCAGUGUGUGUGUCUGCCCAACGUGCACGGACUGAGGUGUGAGAGCUGUGCGACCGGGGCCUACGGCUUCCCCAGCUGCCAGGCUGGGACGUGUCAUCCUGCCGGCUCGGUGCAGAACGUGGUGCAGCCUCCGGUCGGUCAGUGUGAGUGUCGACUGAACGUGGAGGGUCCGGCCUGCGACACGUGCAAACCUCUGUACUGGAGCCUGAGCCACAACACACCUGAGGGAUGCACCAACUGUGAGUGUCACACUGCGGGGACCCUGAGUGGAGUGGCAGAGUGUGCUCAGGAAACCGGUCAGUGUCACUGCAAACCCAACGCCUGCUCUGGGACCUGCUCCACCUGCAAGGACGGCUUCUACAACCUGCAGGAGAAGAGCUACUUCGGCUGCCAGGGAUGCCAGUGUGACAUCGGGGGGGCAGCAGGCCAGUCGUGUGGAGAGAGGAACGGUCGCUGCCGCUGCCGACCCAACGUGGAGGGAGCCAAGUGUGACCUACCUCGUCCUGAUCACUACUUCCCGGACCUUCACCACCUGAGGUUUGAGAUCGAAGAGGGCUCCACGCUGGACGGCCGGCCGGUGCGUUUUGGAUUCGACCCUCUGGAGUUCAAGGGCUUCAGCUGGAGAGGCUACGCCCAGAUGACCUCGAUCCAGUCCCAGGUGCGGGUGACGGUGUGGGUGGGCUCUCCGGACCUCUUCCACGUGGUGCUGCGCUACGCCAGCUGGGGGGGGGCGGCUGUCCGGGGCCGGGUGUCGGUGACGGAGGAUGGAUGGAACAGCCGCUGUGGGAACUGUUCUGAACAGUCCAAGCAGAUCCUCUUCCCUCCCAGUGCAGAACCCUCGUUCCUCAACGUUCCUCAGAACAACUUCGUGGAACCGUUCGUCCUGAACCCGGGAACCUGGACCGUGGUGAUAGAGGCCGAGGGGAUCCUGCUGGAUUACCUGGUCCUGCUGCCCAGUGCCUACUACGAAGCUCCCAUCCUGCAGAUCAAGGUCACAGAACCCUGCAGCUAUAGCUCCGCCCCGGCGCCGACCACAAGUAACUGUCUGCAGUACAGGUAUCUCUCCCUGGACUCCUUCCCCUCCCUCUCCGGUACCGACGCCAGUUGCCGUAACGACAACCACCUGCCCCGCCCCUGCCCGACGGAGCGGGUCAGCCCCGCCCACCCGGACAUGGCGCUGUGCAGCGGCUACGAUAUCAGCGUGGAGCUGCGUGGUCGCCUCCCGGCGCCGGGCGACCACGUCCUGCUGCUGGAGUAUUCCAGUGAAGAAGAACUCCCUCAGACUCUGACGGUGGUGGUGAACGCUCCGGGAUCCCGGGCGCAGCAGCACAGUGUCACCCUGCUGCACUGCAAGUUCAGCUUCCUGUGUCGAGCGGUUGCCAUCGAUGCUCAGGACCGAGUGGCCGUCUUCUCUCUUCCCACCGACGCUGAGGUCCAGCUCAUCUCUGACCGGGCCAGCUUCUUCCUGCACGAGGUCGUCCUGGUUCCUAAAGCUCAGUUCACGAUGGAGCUGGUGGAACCGAAGCUUCAGUGCAUCAGCACCAGCGGACAGUUCUCCCCCGACAGCUCCUCCUGCGCCGCCUCACGCUUCCAGACGCCGUCGGACUCCCUGGUGCUGAAGGACGGACAGAGGUCGACCGGGCAGGAGUCCGUCCUGGCCUCGCCCGCCGCCGCGGCUCCUCCCCCUCCGCUCUACCAGAGCGACGAGCCGGCGUGGACGGGAGGAGACAGACCUCCGCACGGCGUGGACAGCAGCGAGCACGUGCGACUGGACGCUCUGCAGAACGCUGCAGUGUUCUCCACUCGUGUCCACGCGCUGGGACGCUACGUCUUCAUCCUCCACUUCCACCAGCCGCUGCACCCGACCUAUCCGGUGCAGGUCUACGUCAACGGGGGGCGGAUCUGGCAAGGCCACGCCAACGCCUCCUUCUGUCCGCACGCGUACGGCUGCAGAAACGUCCUGAUCUCAGAGAACCAGAUCAUCCUGGACUUGACCGACCACGAGGUCUUCAUCACCGUGACGAUCCCUGAGGGGAAGACGCUGUGGCUGGACUACGUGCUGGUGGUGCCCCAGUCCAGCUACAGCUCCAGCUACCUGAGCGAGGAGCCGCUGGACAAAUCCUACGACUUCAUCAGCAGCUGUGGUCAAAACAGUUUCUACAUCGACCCGGCCACCGCCUCCCGCUUCUGUCUGGGCUCGGCCGUGUCGCUGUCGGCGUUCUUCAACAACGGGGCGCUGCCGUGCGCGUGUCACGAGGUCGGAGCGGAGAGCGACACCUGCGAGGCGUUCGGCGGGCAGUGCCGCUGCCGGCCUCACGUGAUUGGUCGAGACUGCUCCAUGUGCGCCACGGGCUUCUGGGGAUUCCCCAACUGCAGACCUUGUAACUGUGGCAGCAGGUUGUGUGAACCCGUGACCGGCGACUGCAUCUGCCCCCCCCGCACGCUGCGGCCCGAGUGCACGCAGUGCGAGCCCCAGACGUUCGGCUGCCACCCGCUGGUCGGGUGUGAGGUCUGCAACUGCUCCCGGCCCGGCGUCCACCCCCCCGACGUCAGCUGCGACACGCUGAGUGGACAGUGCAGAUGUAAAAACAACGUCGUCGGGCGUCAGUGUGACCGCUGUGCUCCUGGUUUCCAUGGUUACCCCAACUGCAGGCCAUGUGACUGCAACGGCGGGACCGAGGAGGACGUGUGCGACUCCUUCACAGGACAGUGUGUGUGCAAGGAGAACGUCCAGGGCUCUCGCUGUGACCAGUGCCGAGUUGGUACGUACUUGGACCCAACCAACCCGAAGGGCUGCACCAGCUGCUUCUGCUUCGGAGCCACGGACCGCUGCCGCAGCUCGGACCGGAGGCGCACGGAGAUCAUGGACAUGACGGGCUGGGUGCUGCUGGGAGCCGACCGGCAGGAAGUGGCGGUGGCGGUGUAUCCUGACCAGGACCUGGUGGAGGCGGACCUCAGUGACGUCCCUGAUGUCUACCAGGACCUGCACUGGCACGCCCCCAAGACCUACCUGGGAGACAAGCUGAGGCUUCAGAUCUCUGAGACUCUGGAUGUUAUCGAUGUCUGGAUUUUAAGAUGCAGCCGUGAUUCAACGUUCCUGAGUUCAGUGUUUGUUCUAAACCUGCGUGAAGAAUGCACCUGUUCCCCGUGUGGCACCGACUCCUGCGACCCUCACACGGGAGAGUGCCGCUGUAAAGAUGGAGUCACGGGGCCGCGCUGCGACCGCUGCCAGGACGGCUCCUUCGGCUUCGACUCGUGCUCCGGCUGCCAUCAGUGUGACUGCGCGGCGGCGGCGGCGCUGGUGCAGGCGUGCGACCCGCAGAGCGGUCAGUGCGCCUGCCGGCCCGGGGUCAACGGGCCGCACUGCCGACAGUGCGCCCCCGGGUUCUGGAGCUACGGAGCCGACGGCUGCAAGAAGUGCGAGUGUCGGGGGGGUCGCUGCGACCCGCGGACCGGGGAGUGCCGCUGCCCGGACGGGAUGACGGGGAAGCAGUGUGACGUCUGCUCGCACAAACACAACGUGCUGGUGGAGGAGACGCACGGGAUGCACUGUGAACCGUGUGACGGCUGCGUGCUCGUGCUGCUGGAGGAUCUCGACAAGAUGAGCAACAACUUCAGCUCCGUCAGCGUUCAGCUGAAGAACCUGAACGCCAGCUCCAUCGCCUGGGCCCAGCUGAGCGCUCUGAACCAGUCUGUGGACCUCAUCGCUGCGGCGAUAGAGAACUACAACACUUCUCUGGACGAGAGCCGGAGUCGAGCCGACAUGUUGGACGCUGAGAUCAUCAACAUCAAUGAUGAUAUUAAUGAGCUGCAGGACAAGGCGUCCGUGACGAGCGAGCGAGUGGACGCUCUGCAGAACAGUACCAGCGACACACACCAGAGGGCGCAGGAUCUCCUCCUGUUCAUCCACAACCUCACUAUGGAUAUAAACGACGUCCUGCUGAUGGCGAACCGCUCGUCCACCAACGCCACGGAGGCGGAGCAGGACGAGGAGGAGCUGGAGAGGAAGAGCAGGGAGGUGCAGGCCAUGCUGAGGGAGAUGAGGUUCAGGAGCUGUGUGGGACAGAAGAGAGCGGCCGACCGGGAGAAGACAGAGGCCGAGAAACUGUUGCAGCGGGUUCACAAGGACUUGGCCGAUCGUCAGGGACAGAACACCAACCUGACCCGAUCGGUGAGAGACGGUCUGUCCCGCUUCCUGUCGGAGAUGAUGGACCUGCGAGACGCUCUGAACGAGGCCGUCAACAACACGGCGAGAGCAACGGAGGUCAACAACGCCAACGAGAAGACGCUGGAGGACAAUCAGAGGAAGAUGGACGACCUGCUGUCGGAGCAGAAGGAGGUGAAGGAGCAGCUGGACAUGGCUGAAGACGACGUGACGCAGGUCAACGACCUCCUGUCCACGCUGCAGGACUCCAAAGAGGAGUACGAACGCUUGGCGGCCCAGCUGGACGGCGCCCGGACGCCGCUGCUGAACAAGGUGCAGGAGUUUGCGUGGGUGGAGAACAGGAUCCCCCUGGUGGAGGAGGCGGAGAAGCACGCGGCGCUGCUGGACGCUUUAGCCACGAACCUCAGCAGUUUGGUUGAAGAGACGAAGAAAGACGGGAUCGUGGACGUGACUCAAGCGUACAACAAGAUCAUCACCAGCAUCAAGGAGGCCGAGGAGGCCGCCAAGAUGGCCGACAGGGCCGCCAACGCCACCUUGGAGAACGUGAAGAACCAGGACCUGGGGGAGAUCGCCGUCGCUCUGAGGAACCACAGCGUGGACCUGAAGGACGAGGUCCAGAACCUCGAUGAGGAACUCAACAACGAUCUGAAGCCGCAGCUCGACGACGCCCAGAGACGACUGAAGGACGCCAAAGAGAAACAGACUCAAGUGAUGAAGGAUCUGGAGACGAUUCAGAACAACCUCAACUCCACCUCCAACGUGACUCGGGCGAUCGAGGAGGCGAAGGCGGCGGCCGACCUGGCGAACGCCACGGCAACGCAGGUCAACGACGCCCUGCGGCCAAUCAAGGAGCAGCUGGACAAGUGGGAGGAGUCGUACGGAGACGCCAACGCCACCAACGACGACAUCAACAAGGCGCUGAUGGAAGCCAAUCAGACCAUGCACGAGCUGGACGCCACGCUGCCCACGCUGCUGACCAAGCUGGACGACCUCCAGAGCCGAUCGGUCCUGAUGCCAAACAUCUCCGAGAACAUCAACCGCAUCCGGGAGCUGAUCCAGGAGGCGCGCAACGCCGCCAGCAAGGUGAGCGUCCCUGUGAAGUUUAAUGGCGGCUCGGGGGUGCAGGUGAGGACUCCCUCUAACCUGGCUGACCUGGCCUCCUACACGUCUCUGAAGAUGUUCAUCACGCUGCCGGAGGCGACUCGCUCCCGUCGCCAGGACGACGGCCCCAAGCAGUUCGUCUUCUACCUCGGCAACAAGGACUCCAGUAAGGAGUUCCUGGGCAUGGCGCUGCACGGGAAGCAGCUGCAUUGGUUCUUUAACCUCGGAGGAAAAACUGCUGAGGUGACGAUGCGUGAAGACGUCAAGUCGGAUGGAUUCUUCAACACCGUCGGGCUGGAGAGGAUCCUGCAGUACGGUCAGAUGUCCAUGUCCUCUGAGGCCACGGGGGGGGACCAGAGCGUCACUAAGGCUGGCACGGAGGCGGGGGGGGACCAGGGGCUUCUCAACCUGCUGACCGACGACACCGUCUUCUACGUGGGGGGGUACGACCCCAAGACCUUCCAACCCCCCCCCCAGCUCAGUCUGCCCAACUUCAAAGGCUGCAUCGAGCUGGACACGCUGAACGAGGAGGUGCUCAGUCUCUACAACUUCGAGAGCAUCUUCCAGCUCAACACCACCGAGGAGAAGCCGUGUGGCAGGCCGAAGCCGGUACUGACUCAGGCGUGGGUGAACGACGCCUCGUACUUCGACGGCACCGGGUUCGCGGAGGUCACCUUCACCGUGGAGUCGCCUCGCAUGCAGCGCUUCGAACAGGAAGUGAAGCUGCUGUCCCAGCGAGGGAUCCUGCUGCUGCUGCGGAGCGAGAAUCACUUCCUGUGUCUGGCUGUGCUGGACGGCCAGCUGAAGGUGUUCUACGACUUCACUGAUCAGCUGGUGGAGCUGGAGCCCAAAGAGCCAGACUCACAGUUCCUGAUGGUCAGCGACGCCGAGCCCAAAGCUCUGGAGAUCAUCAUCCUGCAAGGGACCAACAACCGCAUCGUGGUGAGGAACAACCGGGUCAACCUGUACAUUCACUCCUUCACCGAGAAGAUCCCUUCCUUCAGCGGCAGCUACUACCUGGGAGGAGUUCCACAAGACAAGAUCCCCGACAAGCUGAAGACCAUGUUCCCCAAGCAGGGUUCUCUGAAGGGCUGCUUCAGGAACGUGAAGGCCUACAGCUCCCACGUGGACCUGAAGAGGAUGAAGAGCUCCGGAGUCAGUUUUGGAUGUGAUGGUGAUCUGCUGGUGGCUCGUGAAGCUCACUUCUCCGGUCAGAGCUACUUGGAUCUGGAUCUCACCAACGUCCCGAGCCUCAGGGACAACUUCUACGUCAGCUUCAGCUUCAGGACCGACAAGAAGGACGGACUCAUGUUCUACCACCAGGAUAAGGACGGCGAGUGUCGAGUGUUCCUGCAGGACGGCCACGUGGUGGUGAGAGCCGGCCUCAGUGAGAUCAAGACAAAGAAGACGUACAACGACGCCAACAGUCACUACGUCGCCUUCUACAACAACAUCACCGGGAUGCGUCUGUUCAUGGACGACGUGCUGGAGAAAGAGAAGGAGGGAAGCCCUACCGACAGGGGGCUGAGAGCACUGACCACAGGGGGCAGCACCUUCCUGGGAGGAACGCCCGACCAGACCAGCAGCAACCUCACCGGGUGCAUCAGCAACGUCUUCAUCAAGAGGGAAACGAGUCCUCAGGCCGUACAGAACCUGCUGAAGGUGAAGAAGAACGUCAACGUCCCUCUGGGUUGUCCCGCCGCCGCCAAACCUCAGCAGAUCGUCGCCGUGACGCCCAAACACAACAAGGCCAAGAAGCACAAGAAACCCUCGGGGUCUCGCAGCCGUAACACCAGGGAGUCGUGCCAGGGGGCGCCGUCGGACCAGGAGAGCGGAGCGACGCACUUCAGCGGCUCCGCCCACAGCCACCAGAGAUACGACGCCCUGCCCCGGGCGCUCGGCGACAUGCCUCACAUCUCCAUGUCGCUGAGGAUCAACUCCUCCGACGGCCUGGUGCUGUACGCCGGCGGCGGCGGGCAGCGUGGCGGUGGCGUCCUGUCCCUCAGCGUGUCCGGAGGGCGCCUGCUGCUGCAGCUGGACGCAGGCAAGAGGAAGCUCAGCCUGCGCAGCCGCAGGAAGUACGACGACGACCGCUGGCACACGGUGUUCGUGAAGCGCGAGGGAGAGAAGCUCCUUCUGAUCGUGGACGGGAUCAACGCUCACUCCAAGAAGCUUCCUGGAGGAGACCGGACGCGUGUCGCCGGGCCGCUGUACGUGGGAGGAGCUCCGCCCACACUGAUGGCUCCCGGCGCCGGAGGCUUCACCGGCUGCGUGAAGGACCUGACGCUGAACGAGGCGCCGGCAGGAAGCCCCGCCUUCUCCCAGGGGGCGUCGCCCUGCUUCCAGAACCCGCUGCAGCCCGGGGCCUACUUCCCUGGAGAGGGGGGGCACCUGGCCCUAGAUGAGUCCUUGGUUCUUGGUCGGGAUCUUGAGAUCCAGUUGGAGGUUCGACCCGUCUCGGACUCUGGGCUGCUGUUGCAUGCUGGGACAUCAGCUGACCAACACCUGAGCCUGGUCCUCAGUCAGGGAGAGGUGACAGUCUCAGUGAACACUGGUAAAGGAGAGUUCUCGGCCUCCUUCACUCCUGAGGAGCCUCUGUGUAACGGACACUGGCACAAGAUCACAGUGGUGAAGAAGAACAACGUCCUGCAGCUGCACGUGGACGCAGCCAGCGAGCUGAGUGUCGGCCCGAGACAGAGCCGCACCGCAGGGGGCGAGCAGAGCGUCUUCCUGGGAGGGAAACCUGGAGGCGCCACUGCUCCCGGUCUCCCUGCCUUCCACGGCUGUAUCCGCUCGGUGGCGGUGAACCAGCGCCCGGCCGUGCUGUCCAAGCCGCUCUCUGUGCACGGAGCCGUGGGCACGCAGGGCUGCCCAGUGUAAACCAGGCUUAUCUUCACAUUCCACAACUGCAGAUUAAUGGUGGUGGGUGUCAUGUUACUGUAGCUAAUUUAAAAUAUA